Phytophthora sojae is the source of this 3995-nucleotide messenger RNA. RefSeq lists its product as hypothetical. Gene Ontology annotation, biological process: pyrimidine nucleotide-sugar transmembrane transport. The coding region runs from base 2290 to 3417 and encodes 375 amino acids. NCBI's taxonomy places the organism in Eukaryota, Oomycota, Peronosporomycetes, Peronosporales, Peronosporaceae. The transcript has a single exon. Gene Ontology annotation, molecular function: UDP-galactose transmembrane transporter activity. Gene Ontology annotation, cellular component: Golgi membrane. The record is from RefSeq and is a predicted model, not a curated record.
UGAAGAAGGAGCCUACGCAAGUCACCACUUCACCUCCGGUUCCUGCCGGGUUUUUCACGAUUACGUGUAAACCUGGAAGUGAUGUACAGAAGUUGCGCCUUGAGUCUGCGAAGCUGAUGGAUGAGGCACGAAAGCUUAAGCACGAGGGAAACCGGCGCGGUGCCAGCGAACGGGGCACUGAAGGACAGCUGACACAGGGCAAAUACUACUUGCUGUCAGGCGCUAAAUUCUUCGAGUACGCGCUGAAGCUCCAGGAAAUUAAAGUGGCGUACCAGGAGAAGAAUGACGCCCAGCAUGCACACUCGUUCGGCGACAAUUGCAUCACUACCCUCUCACAGACGUCAUCGCUAAUUGAGAGCACGAUCCGCGCAUUCCAGAGUGCUGGCAGCAUGCGGCUGGCGGCGCUUGGAUGCAAGAUGGCGUCUGUAGUACACCUGACGGUGUACCGGCUUCAGCACCGUAAACUGCAGUCGUUCUAUUCGGAACUGUUCACUCCAGGCCGCUCGCCUGAGUCUCGCGAGAAUGGCUUAACCCCGCCGAUCGACCCGAAUAGCAACCUGAACAGCAAUAGCAGCAAGGACGCCGCUAUGCGCAAGCACUUGCUGAAGGAGAUGGAGCAUACGCUGCGCGGCUUUGAAAUGUGGCGGCGUUACGAGUCCUGCAAUGUGAACGUGCUGCCUCGGGUGACAAACCCUGUCAUCUUAGACCCAAAGGUGUUCUUCGAAGAUCUUGAAGAAGAACUCGGCCAGUCCUAGCUGCAGGCGACCACGAUUCAAAGUUUGAGACCGAGACUAGCACGAAGUACCCCUUUCCCAGCAAUACUCACGUAGUAGCAUAGUAGCAGCAGCCCAGGAUGCAACCCAGAUAGCCAUUUUGCAGCAUGACACCCUCACACAACACGGAGAAAUAACAAACAAGCACCAGUGUACGCCACCGGUAAAGUAACGCCGACAGUGUUGCCUCAUGCAGACCCUCAACAUUCAAUCUGAAUCACGUUUCUUUAGUGAACUCACUUUUGGAAACGACGACGUUGUCGCCCUUGAGCUCGUACAGGAAGGCGACAACCUUGGGUCCCUGCAGCGCCAUCAGCAUGAAACUCGGGAUCACCUCGCUCGCGGAACUACUGAACGCGCCCGUGAUGGAUCCAGGAUUCACGAACCACUUGCCAUUUUCAGUUCGAAUAUGAGACCUGCAGUGAACAAUGGCAAAGGUGGUGGUGAGCUAACACAAGAAAGCCAUUGCUGGCGGUCAGAAUCAGUACGAAAACUCACAUGUGGGUGUGCCCAGUGACCAGAAUGUCCACGUUCAUCUGCACAAAUCGCAACACAGUUCAGUACCGCGGCACCCCGCACUACACUACAGUGUUAAGAGACCUUUCGCUGCAGAGCUGCAAGACUGUGCUGGUCGCCCCACGGCACAACCUGGUGGCCGUGACAGAGGCCGAUCCGGAACUGGCCAAUAGUGAUGACCUUCGUCUCGGGGUACGCUCCUUCCUGCGACGGAUCAACAGCCAAGUGGACAGCAGCAUGAGUAUCAGAUACCAGCAUGAAACGCUGCGUCUGGACACCGACCGACCGCACCUGGUCGCAAUCGCCAGCCACGACGUGGACGUUGGGCGAGAGGUUGCGCAGCUCGUCGAACUGCUCCUUCGUCACCAGAUUGCCCGUGCAUAGGACGUGCUGCAUCUUGUUCGGUACCUGGCAAGCACAGCAGCAUCAGCACCAAGGCACGUCGGCAUACAGUGCAUUGCAGGAGACUGUACCAGCAUCUUCUGGAACUUGUCGGGGAUCUCCGAGGCGCGGUUCGGGAUGUGGUGGUCCCCCACCACGAGCACCAGCUACAGCAGUAGCACCACCAAUAGACAAGCAAUUCGCGUUUAGAAGGCGCUCUUCACGUGCUCACGCAGUGGCCACGACCGACCUCGCCGAAGCCCGACGCCAUCGUCUUCUUCUUCUCGGUCAGCGAUGAUGAGCUUCAAACUCAACAUGGAUCCACUCGCUCCGCUAAGGUACGAUUCACGACGGUACGAUGUACCACCCAGAGACGAGACGUACUCGGCGCUGAUUGGUUCACUCUGCCCCGCAAUAGCCUGUGCGUUCGACGGCCUCCUACAACAACCUUGCAUGACCGGCCUCGACUGCACCACUUAAUGCGGUCCGUCACAAACGUCAGUCGUUCGAACGGAGUCAGUUUCGAGUGCGGUAACGGCGGAAGUAUCGGGCUUGGGGGGCACGCGUGCGCUCAGCUCAGUGUUCGUCCUUCCCUCCCUUCCCCGAGACUGCAGCAGCCAUGGCGGGGGUCUCGCUCAAGCACGUGAGCUUCGUGAUGCUGGUGCUGCAGAACACGGCGCUGUCCAUCGUGUCCAAGUACUCGCGCGCGACCGCCGGGCCCAAGUACCGCCCCAGCUCCGUGGUGCUGCUCGUGGAGAUGCUCAAGUUCCUGCUGUGCUACCUCAUGCUGCUGCACACCAAGCGGGGCAACGUCAGCGCGUCGCUGCGCACGCUGCAGAUCGAGGUGUUCGCCGACAAGAAGGGGCUCACGAAGAUGGCGGUGCUCGCCUUCCUCUACGCGCUGCAGAACAUGUUCGCGCUCGUGGCCUACGACUACGUGGACGUGGCCACGUACCAGAUCGUGUACCAGCUCAAGAUCAUCACCACCGCCGUGUUCAUGCUCGUGCUGCUGCACCGCCGCUUCAGCGUCGUGCAGUGGUGCGCCAUGCUCGCGCUCAUGGCCGGCGUCGCCAUCUGCUCCUACUCGCGGCUGCCUGCGAGCGACACACACGUGGAUGAAGCGGCGGCCAGCAAGCGGUUCAUCGGCAUCUGCGUCAUGGUCGGGCUGGCGGUCAACUCGGGGCUCGCGGCCGCCUACUUCGAGCGCGUCAUGAAGUCGCACAAGGCCGUCGCCACGCAGCAGACGCUCGACCCGCUCUGGACGCGCAACCUGCAGCUGUCCGCCAUCUCGGUGGCCGUCACGUUCGUCGACCUGAUCCGCAACCUGGGCGAGGUGUGGACGAACGGCUUCUUCUACGGCUUCCACCCGUCCGUCUUCGCCGUCAUCUUCCUGCAGGCCGUGGGCGGACUCACCAUCGCGGCAGUCGUGCGCUACUCGGACAACAUCGUCAAGAACUUCGGCACGUCCUUCUCGCUCAUCCUGUCGUGCAUCAUCUCCAACUACAUGUUCGACCAGACGGCCACGUUCUCCUUCUACUGCGGCGUGUUCCUCGUGGUCGGGUCCGUCUUCGUCUACGGCGACAGCCGGUUCGCCAUCAAGCCCGUCGCGAAAAAGGAGCGGCGAUCUACGACGGAGGUCGUCGCGCACGAGAUCGCCAUCGACACGAAACACUCGCAGGUGAUGCACUCCGGCGGCCGACACUUUGUGGCGCGGUCCGUGCAGACAUUUAACGUAUUGUGCGUUUAGAGUUAGAUGGGGCUUCUUCAAUUGCUACCUGCCUACCAUACUUGUAAGCCUCGCCGAGGCAACAAUUACACAGUUUUCCUUGUCGAGUCUUUCUUCUUACCCGUGGUGAGCAGCGUGAUGCACACCCUCCUUCGGAAUCAUUGCACGCGCCUUAGCGAGACGCUCCGCCAACAGGUUGUUAGGUGGUUGUUUGGGGGCUCCGUUUGGUCCAAAGAUGUUCCCGCUUAGAACUCGUGCGCAGCGACUACCAAACUCAACGACAGCGUUUGCCACUUCGUGCGGACAAUCUUCCUGGAUCGCGUGUCCUGACGAAUACAUGAGCCGCAUUUCGAAUUUACCCAUCAUCUGGCCUCGCAUGAGCUCCGUGUCCAGGCGGUCAGAGCCUGGUGUUGGUAAAUAGAGCAACAGACUCGUUAGCGCGCGCUAACUUUCGCUAGGCUUUAGAUGACGAACAUCCCAAUGCUGUACUGUACCUGCCAGCACCAACAUCUUGGCUUCCUUCAACGACAAAAACUGCUUGGAGAGACCAAUAAACCAGUCUGCAAGCAGUCACGUGUUAGAUAACCACACCACAUCCG